Messenger RNA from Xenopus laevis (African clawed frog), 1403 nucleotides. Its product is annotated as RAC family serine/threonine-protein kinase homolog. The transcript has 3 exons. Lineage: Eukaryota; Metazoa; Chordata; Amphibia; Anura; Pipidae. The record is from RefSeq and is a predicted model, not a curated record. Bases 712 to 1080 code for a protein of 122 amino acids.
UAGUGUCUGCUGAACACUGUGUCACCAUUUUGGAACUCCACAAGUGUCAUUAAUUCCAGCUGUAGUAGAAAGCAGAUCUUCUGCAUUUUUAGCAUAUACCCAAUUAAAAUGUUUUACUACUGAUGAGUCACACUGACACUACUCCAAAGGUAUUUUCUAAGUUAAGUUUUAUUGCCUGCAUUGGAGCAGAUUAAGCUUGGGUGAAAAAUGUACUGUGUGCCAUUGCCCUAAAACUUUUUAAGUGCCACAUGAUAGUGUCUUAUCUGGCCCUUUAUCCCAUUUGCUAACUGAAGGUUGUAAUUAACCCCCCACACACACACACACACAUAAACCCCUAUGUCUUUCACACCAACCCUCAGGGGUGUAGGAGAUCCUUGGGAAAUACAUAAUGGGAGUUGCUCAGAUGACUCAUUCCUUGUGUGCAUAUGCAAAGGGUAGGAAAAGAAGGCACAACUUCAAGACUACAGGCAGCAGUGAACGGCCAGUUACAAGGGGCAGCAAAAAGCCAUAACUUUAAGAGCCGAAUUUCCGUUUUUUAAACCGGAAAUUUGGCUCUGCUAGUGCAGAAAGCGCAGUACGCGCUCUUGCGCUAGCAAUGCAGCCCCUUUUGACCUGCUACAACGAUAAACUUUUAAGCGUGGAGCAGGAGAGGGGGCGGCAUCGGGGUUGCUGCCUCAGGUGGCAGCAGCCCACGGAUCGCCCCUGCUUAUAAUGGAAUUCAUAAGAGGAGGAACCUUGGAACAGCUUAUGGAUGAGAAAGGUUGCUUGGACAUGGAUCGCAUAAAUGAUCUAAAACCACCUAAUAUCUUGCUUAACUUCGAAGGACAUAUAAAAAUUGCAGAUUUUGUCCUAGUUGCAGAAGGGAUGUUCAGCAACAAUAAGAUCUAUGAAAUAGCACGGACCUCAGAGAUUCAUCUGAUGAGAGGAUAUGGUGCAGAAGUGGAUUGGUGGGCUUUUGCCAUUAUUCUAUUCGAAAUGGCCACCGGAAGAGCUCCAUUCAAUGAAGACUUGCCACUGACAUACUUCCGAUCAGUGAUCUUUCAGCAGCCUUCCAUUCCUGAGGAUAUCAGCGCGAUCUGAAAAAUCUGCUACAGGAGAUGAGUAUCAGCAUGUACAGGAAAUUAACAGAUACAGUAACACAAAAAGCACAGUCUCUAAAAAGAGGACAGAAUCUAACAUAUAAAAAAUGAAUGAGCCUUGUUUGCCAACAGGCAAUGGGGUUCAGGCCCAUAAUCUGAGCUAUACUAUCCUCCACAUACAGAAGUUCUCAUUGCUGACAUACAAAGCAACAGUUUUCCUAUUCUUUACUGUAUAAAAGCCACCUAGAUUUAAAUUAUUUGAAUCAUUAACUCCCCACCCCAUGUCACGGCCGGCACCCAAUACCAGAACUAGAGCCAAGCACC